ACGCAUUCAGAUGUCAGAAAUCUCAACAGUUUAGAGAUGUGAAGAUACAUCACUUGGGAGAAUAUUUAAAGAUUGCAGAAGGCAGUUUGACUUCAUAUAAGAUAAUAUUGUGAGAAAUUUACAUGUUUAUGUCUUCGUCAAAGGCUACACUUCCUUAACCAAAGCAAGAGGAAAGAAAAAGAUGGUGAUGAGUUCUUAUACGCGAGACAUUUCAAGGACAGCAAGAUAUUUCUGCAGAAGAUUAGUCAGUUUCAAGACAAGUGAAAGAUUGCACAUCAAAUUAGGCAGUGCUGUGCAAGGUGGACAAUUGGCCAUGAGAAAAUGGGCCUAUGUAGGAAAGGUACACCUGUGAUUACUGCCGCCUCAGAAGUAGUCACAGGUGUGUUAGAGAUUGAUCAAACUACAUCGAAUGUCCUUCAGUAGACUAUCAUCACCAUGAAGAUUAAUGAGAAAAACCUAUGUGCGUACAGCAUCUCUCCAACGCAAAUAGACAAGGAGGGGUACUUAUUGAAGAAAGGAGAGGUUAACAAGAGCUUCCAGAGAAGAUGGUUUGUAUUGAAAGGGAACCUCCUAUUCUACUUCGAGAAGAAAGGAGAUCGAGAACCCAUUGGGGUCAUCAUCCUUGAAGGUUGUACAAUAGAGUUAGCAGAAUGCGAGGAUCAGUUCACCUUCAAGCUGCUCUUCCAUGGUGGAGGUGGGAGGACCUAUGUCCUGGUGGCCGAUUCUCAGGAGUCUCUUGAAGAGUGGAUGAAGGCUCUGGCGCGGGCAUCCUAUGACUACUUGAAGCUCAUGGUCAAUGAACUCCAGAAGCAGCUGGAUGAGCUAAAUGGUGGGUACCCUUGAAAUUUUGGCCGGGCA
Penaeus vannamei (Pacific white shrimp) is the source of this 858-nucleotide messenger RNA. The record is from RefSeq and is a predicted model, not a curated record. Lineage: Eukaryota; Metazoa; Arthropoda; Malacostraca; Decapoda; Penaeidae.